AUGGCAAACAACGCAAGUCUCAAGCCUGUCAAAGACUUGAAACCAUUUAAGACUAAAUGGCGAUCUCAAGUGAAAGUGCUACAUUCAUGGCUGCAAAACACUGGUUCUGGUGGGGAGACUCUUCAAAUGGUUCUGACCAAUGAACAAGGUGAGAAGAUUAGUGCUACGUGCAAAAGGAAUCACAUUUUGAGUGUCCAGCGAAAACUACCCCUGGGAAAAUGGUGUGUUCUCACAACGUUUUCCGUUUCGCAAGCAUCGGGCCAAUAUCGGCCAACAAGCUAUCCAUACAAGAUAACGAUCAGUGACGAAACUGUGAUAACAAAUUCUGACCUAAAUCAAGAUAGCAUCUUCCUGUCUCUUGCCAGAUACGAAGACAUCAUUGAUGGGAACUUAAAGACCAACUUCCUUAUUGAUGUUAUGGGAAAAUCAUUCGCCAAAAUCAGUUUUUACAGAGGUGAGGUGAAAAUCACAAAUGAUUUUGAUGCAUCCAUUGUUUAUCUUGAUCCAACUAUGGAGAAAGCAUUACAGUUCAAGGAGAAGCUGGUGGAAAACGAGCUUCCUCUUGCUGUUAUUGAGAAGAAAAAUGGUAAGAAAGAAAUCGUUUUACAAGAAGAUGACUGGAACAAGCUUGAGAUCAAGAUGAUUUUGGAACUCUUUGUGGAGAACUGCAAAAUCAUUUGUUCAACUGAAGCUGUUGACACUGAUUGGGCAUGGUUCUACUUUAGGCAUAAAGGUUGCAAACAUCGUGCCAUAAAACUUGCAUCAAACCAUGACGACAACCAACUUUGGCGUUGUGAGAAGUGCCAAGUUAAAAUAACAGAAGUGAUACCUGUGUUCAAGCUUCAUUUGAUUGUGAGGGAUGAAACAGAAACAUGUAAGUUGAUGUUGCUGAACACUGUUGCUAAGACCAUUGUUGGACAUGAAGCUGUUGAUCUGUGGGAUGGCUCCUAUGAUGAGAUUGAAGAUCCAGAGCUCCUACCAGAACCUAUCAGAGCUUUAGAAGGAAAAUCUUUUUGUUUUGGCAUUUCUGUGAACUCUGACAAUGCGAGGGAUGGGGCAGGAACAUUUAAAGUUCUUGAGGUCUGGUCUGGAGAUCACAUUCUUAAAGUGGAAUCUCAAUCCGAGCCAACCUCAAUGACUGGCACAUCAUCUUCUACCCUGUCUUCUGGUGCUCAUGCUGGAAGGAAACAACCAAAAUGA
This is a messenger RNA of Brassica napus (rape), 1200 nucleotides long. RefSeq lists its product as uncharacterized. The record is from RefSeq and is a predicted model, not a curated record. The transcript has 10 exons. Bases 1 to 1200 code for a protein of 399 amino acids. NCBI's taxonomy places the organism in Eukaryota, Viridiplantae, Streptophyta, Magnoliopsida, Brassicales, Brassicaceae.